ACCAUCGCAUGCCCGCAGGCCGAGGAUGCAGCGCUGGAAGGCGGCAGCCUUGGCCUCGGUGCUCUGCAGUUCAGUGCUCUCCAUCUGGAUGUGUCGGGACGGCCUGCUCCUCAGUCACCACCUGGGACCCUCGCUGACCCCACUGCGCCGGCCGCCGCGCACCCUGGACGCCCGGAUCGCCCGCCUGGCCCAGUAUCGUGCACUGCUGCAGGGCGCCCCGGACGCGGUGGAGCUGCGCCAGCUGACGCCCUGGGCCGGCAGGCCCCCGCGUCCGCGCCGUCGGGCGGGGCUCCGGCGGAGGCGCGCGCGCGCGCGAUCGGGGACGCGGCCGUGCGGGCUGCGCGAGCUGGAAGUGCGCGUGAGCGAGCUGGGCUUGGGCUACGCGUCCGACGAGACGGUGCUGUUCCGCUACUGCGCAGGCGCCUGCGAAGCGGCUGCGCGCGUCUACGACCUGGGGCUGCGGCGGCUUCGCCAGCGGCGGCGCGUUCGGCGGGAGCGGGUGCGCGCGCAGCCCUGCUGCCGCCCGACGGCCUACGAGGACGAGGUGUCCUUCCUGGACGCGCACAGCCGCUACCACACGGUCCACGAGCUGUCGGCGCGCGAGUGUGCCUGCGUCUGA
Neomonachus schauinslandi (Hawaiian monk seal) is the source of this 619-nucleotide messenger RNA. RefSeq names its product neurturin. Lineage: Eukaryota; Metazoa; Chordata; Mammalia; Carnivora; Phocidae. The transcript is spliced from 2 exons. The record is from RefSeq and is a predicted model, not a curated record. Bases 26 to 619 code for a protein of 197 amino acids. Gene Ontology annotation, molecular function: receptor tyrosine kinase binding; glial cell-derived neurotrophic factor receptor binding; growth factor activity.